Molecule: messenger RNA, 1686 nt
Organism: Oncorhynchus keta (chum salmon)
Lineage: Eukaryota; Metazoa; Chordata; Actinopteri; Salmoniformes; Salmonidae
Product: rho GTPase-activating protein 8-like
Biological process (GO): negative regulation of endocytic recycling; small GTPase-mediated signal transduction
Cellular component (GO): cytoplasm
Molecular function (GO): GTPase activator activity
Source: RefSeq, a predicted model, not a curated record
ACAUUUUUUUUUUCAUGACGGACUACUGAUUUGAUUGAAUGCCGCAGGAGGACUCUGUUUGAGCAUGCGCAGUACCCUGUCAGCAUGGAGUUGAGGAAGUUUUGUGCCAGAGGCACCUGAGCGUAAAUUGUCUCUUAUUCAAACCACUACGGGGACGUUUCUACACAUGUGUUGACCGUGGAAGUUGAAAGUGAAAACAGCGAUGAUCUCAUCUACUGAUCUGGAGCAGCUGGCUGAAAUAGAGCUGCAGAAGGAAGAAGAUGAGGAGCAGGGUCGUCAUGGGUACCGUCCGGAUCGCCCUCCAGCCCCACGUAGAGUCAGCUUCAGCCAGGACACCUCUCACCCCUACUACGAUGUGGCUCGACACGGGAUCCUACAGGUCACAGGUGAUGAUAACUAUGGCAGGAAGCUAGUGAUCUUCAGUAGCUGCCUGAUGCCCCCCUCCCAUCAGCUCAACCACCACCACCUACUGCAGUAUCUGAUGUAUACCCUGGAGCAGUAUGUAGAGAGUGACUAUACGGUAGUGUACUUCCACCAUGGUCUCCGCAGCUGCAACAAGCCCUCGCUACACUGGCUACGAAACGCCUACAGAGAAUUUGACAGGAAGUACAAGAAGAACCUGAAAGCCCUCUAUGUCGUCCAUCCUACUAACUUUAUCAGAAUCAUCUGGAAUAUAUUCCAACCACUCAUCAGUCACAAGUUUGGUAAGAAGCUGACCUAUGUAAACUACCUGUCUGAACUCAGAGAUCACCUGAGCUGGGAUCAGCUCAUCAUCCCACCUGAUGUCCUCAGGCAUGACGAGAGGCUGCAGGCGGCCCAGAAGGGAGGUCUGCACCCCUCAUCUAAGACUCCUCCCCCCAGACCUCCUCUGCCCACUCAGCAGUUUGGAGUCAGCCUGCAAUAUAUUGCUGAGAAGAACCAGGGAGUUCUGAUCCCUCCUGUGAUGUCCCAGACUGUGUCUUAUCUCAAAGACAAAGGCCUCCAGACAGAAGGUAUCUUCAGGAGGUCCGCAGAAGGUCGUGUUCAGCUCAUCAAGGACGUCCAGAAGCUCUACAACCAGGGGAAGCAAGUGGUGUUUGAGCAGUACGGAGACAUCCACGUGCCUGCUGUCAUCCUGAAGACCUUCCUCAGAGAGCUUCCUGAACCUCUGCUCACCUUCCCCCUCUACCACCAGAUACAGGACAUAGUCCGAGUGGAGAGCAGUCUACGAGUGACCACCUGUAAACACAUCCUAGAGAGACUACCAGAACACAACUACAUGGUGUUGAAGUACCUGCUCUGCUUCCUGAACAUGGUCUCUCAGCAGAGUGUCAUCAACAAGAUGUCUCCCUCCAACCUGGCUUGUGUGUUUGGUGUCAAUCUGUCCUGGCCUUCUCAGGGCUCUGUCUCUCUGACAUCUCUAACACCGCUCAACAUCUUCACUGAGAUCCUUAUAGAACAUUACCAUACAGUCUUCAGCUCCCGCUGCCCACAAGCAGAGGUACUGCCCUGAUACCUGCCCUGAUACCUGCCCUGAUACCUGCCCUGAUACCUGCCCUGAUACCUGCCCUGAUACCUGCCCUGAUACCUGCCCUGAUACCUGCCCUGAUACCUGCCCUGAUACCAGCCCUGAUACCAGCCCUGAUACCAGCCCUGAUACCUGCCCUGAUACCUGCCCUGAUACCUGCCCUGAUACCAGCCCUGAUA